GUGAGGCGGGAAGCGGCGCUCCGCCGCCGGAGGGCCGGCAGCGCCCGAGGUGGGGCCCGCCGGGGCGUGGCGGUCGGAAAGCGCUCGCUUCCCUAAUCGCGGGCAGGCGGCGGCAUGGAGGCGCUCCCGUCCCCGCUGGAGUCCGCCCGGUUCAUCGCGGGCCGCAGCCGAGACGUGUCGGUGGACGAGGAGGGGGCGAGAAAAGUGGCCGAGUCGCUGUUCGAUAAAGCGUCGGAGGCGGCGUUCGGCCUGUCGGGAUGGAAGGCGCUGCACGAGCUGAACCCGCGGGCCGCCAGCGAGGAGGCGGUGAACUGGGUGUUCCUGGUGGACACGCUCAACUUCUCCUUCUGGUCCGACGGCGCCGAGCAGAAGUGCCUGGUGCGCUACAAGGGCAAGGCGUACAGCGGCUACUGGGCGCUCUGCGCCGCCGUCAACCGCGCGCUGGACGACGGAAUACCCAUUACCAGUGCCUCGUACUAUGCCACCAUGACGCUGGACCAGGUCAGACAGGUGUUCCGCUCCGACACAGAGGUGCCCAUGCCUCUGCUUGAAGAGAGGCACCGGGUGCUGAAUGAAAGCGGGACGGUUCUGUUGGAGAAGUUUGGAGGCUCUUUCCUCACCUGUGUUAAAAUGAGUGAGAACAGCGCUCAGAAACUACUACGUCUUGUGGUGGAAAACUUUCCUUCUUACAGAGAUGAAGCUGUUUUUGAGAAAAAGAAGGUGUCUUUCUACAAACGUGCACAAAUACUUGUGGCUGAUACAUGGAGUGUAUUGGAAGGCAAGGGAGAUGGCUUUUUUGGAGACAUUUCUAGCCUGACCAUCUUUGCUGAUUACAGAAUUCCUCAAGUUCUUGUUCAUUUAAAAGCCAUGAAAUAUUCUGAAGAUCUAAUGAAAAAGCUACGUGAAGGAACUGUUUUCAAGUCUGGAGACAGAGAGGAGGUGGAGAUCCGUGGUUGUUCGAUUUGGUGCUGCACACUGAUCUGUAAACACUUGCUGGAGCUCUAUGAGAAGAAGGGUCAAGACAUGCGUGAUCAGAUCAACGCAGUUUUACUUGAUUACUAUCUCUGGGACUAUGCCAGGGAUCACAGGGAAGAUAUGAAAGAUGUUCCAUUUCACCGAGUACGGUGUAUAUAUUACUAAGUCCAGCAGGAUAGCUACUGUAUUGUUGUGUUUCCCUGUCAGUUACAGUUCCUUUUUUCAUACAGUGAUUCGUCAUGUACUAGUUUGGAACUUGCUAAAUCAAACAGACGCUUUCUGAUGAUGUAUGAAUAAUUUGUUGAUUUCUUUGAGUCACGUACUGAUUAAGAUUGGAGUUAAUAAUAUAAAACUGCUGGAAAAUGUGUAGAUUUGCAGCGAUACAGAUUUUAUUACUCUUGAUUUUGUGUAUGGGUUUAUACAUAUAUUUGCAUACAUAUGGUCAUGUAUAUGUACGUGUGUAGGUUGCUCUGGAAGUAAUGUCUCCUGUUUAUUUCCAUGAAAACUACAGCAGGUACAAAGAACUCAACGACACUGUUUGACAGAGCAAAUUCUCCUCAACAGAAAGUGGCCACAGGUAGCUAGCUAUACAUUUUUGCCAGCAGUGAACAAGAGUCAGCAUGGCAUGCCUGUAAAAAUCUGCAGCAGGGGAGGUGGCUCACUGGCACUGUUUCUGCUGCUGGAACGCACCACCUGCCACCUCACUGUGCCCAUGUUCACAGUUUGAUCUCCAGAAAUGCUCAGCAAGUGUUGGAAUGUCAGUGGGUGCCACUUUUUCUGCAUGGAGGAAUUCAUUUCCAUCCCUUCGCUUACCGCACACUUCCAUGUCAGACACCACUCUGUCAGACUGCCCCUCUGCUCCUGUCUGUUGCAGACCAGCAGAGUGUAACAGAAUGCCGGGGGAAGGUUCAACCUCCACUCUCGUACCACCAGCAUUCACUUCUGACAGCGCAAGCCAAUGUAAUAAAACAGGAUGCAUUGCUUUUGGAGCAGCCCCGUAUGCGCACAUGGGUGUGUAUGCAGCCCUAGGAUGGCAGCGAUGCCGUGCCAGCAUGUACCUUA
Molecule: messenger RNA, 2037 nt
Organism: Phasianus colchicus (ring-necked pheasant)
Lineage: Eukaryota; Metazoa; Chordata; Aves; Galliformes; Phasianidae
Gene: QNG1
Product: Q-nucleotide N-glycosylase 1
Source: RefSeq, a predicted model, not a curated record